UAUGCCAACACCUCCCUGAAAAUUCUGUUUUUAACUUAAAGUCUUUUCAUGAUUCAAACAGAAACGGUGCAUAAUUUCAGGUUCGCUGUGUGUUCAGAAUUAGAAAAAACUCAAAGUUACAGAGUGGCACGUUUCCACGUUAUGACUGAGGUACAAAAAACCACAUCAUUUGCAUUGACAGCCUGAUCUUCAACCCCUGACACAAGCAUAUAAAAAGAGAUGUUUUCAGAGCUUAUGGCAUUUCUCUUCAGCCGUUCACCCAGUCUGUGACCCCAUCAUGUCCACCUUCUGCAACCUGGCCGUACUGAUGCUUCUACUGACUUUUGAAAGUCCAGUAUAUGCAGGAAAAAUCAUUGGAGGCAAGGAGGUCGAUCCACACAAACGGCCGUACAUGGUGUUUUUGCGGAUAAGAAAUGCUCAGAAUAAUCUGGAACUCUGCGGUGGAUUCCUUAUUAGAGAAGAUUUUGUGAUGACUGCGGCUCACUGCAAGCGCAAUGAUCAUAAGUCCUAUGAAGUUUUUUAUGGGUUUGACAAAAAGUUUGAAAACCAUACAAAAGUGGAGAAAUAUUUUCCACAUCAUCGCUACAAUAACACUGAUUUCACAAAUGACAUAAUGCUGCUUAAGUUGUGCCAUAACACAAGCUCGGACCACCAUAUCAAACACAUUGAGCUGGCACAGGAGGAAAAUGGCUCACUGCCAAAUUCGUGCUCAGUCUGCGGUUGGGAACUGGACAGGUCUGCAGGAAUGCCUUCGAAGCUGAUGGAAGUCAAUAUCACACUUGUUAAAAAUCAGAAUUGUACCAGAGAACAUGCUUACUGCUCUGAAGGAAGUACAGGAACAUGCGGGGGAGACUCCGGAGGUCCAUUGGUCUGCAAUGGACGGGCGUAUGGAGUGGUGUCAGCAAGCCAACCAUUCAAUGGUUCCACUCUGUACAAGUACACAAACAUACCGGACACCAUUGACUGGAUCAAUAAUAUCCUGAAGGACAACUGAAACAGCAUCUAAUAUAUCACCUUCAUCAAACCAUUUGACAAACACAAUUUUAGAGCAGAAGUAACGACCUGAUGAUUUGUUUUAUUUGGUUAAGUUUGUUGGUGUUAUAAUUCUGUAUUUCAUGCUGAGAUUGGCUGUUUUUAAAGUGCAUGCUCUGAUCAUUAUAGCAAAUGCUGAAUGAAUAGUUCAUAGUGUAUGUUUGAGAGAACAUACAUUAACAUUAAGUAAUUUAGAUUUUUGCUACCAAUACAAGCCUUAAGGAAAAUAUUGCUUUGUUCGUGGUAUUUAGAUAGAAGCUUAAGCUUUUAUAGAUUGAUGUGCUUAAUUUCAAAAGUAAAGCAAAAUGCU
Poecilia reticulata (guppy) is the source of this 1342-nucleotide messenger RNA. RefSeq names its product granzyme-like protein 1. Gene Ontology annotation, biological process: proteolysis. The record is from RefSeq and is a predicted model, not a curated record. NCBI's taxonomy places the organism in Eukaryota, Metazoa, Chordata, Actinopteri, Cyprinodontiformes, Poeciliidae. Gene Ontology annotation, molecular function: serine-type endopeptidase activity.